UCACAAUCCCGUCUUUAUAAACAAGACACAUAUGGCCUGGUUUGAAUAAUCUCCUUAUAGAUUACGCCAAUAUUAUAUGACCAAGUCCAACGUUCUGGGCCUUGUGGCUGACCUCGAGGGGGAAGAGGGGGACACGGCUCACGGCAUGCAACAGUACAAGGGAUGCGUAUGGGAUGCAAAUCAGUGGCAAUAAGAUUUGACAAGUGCACAGAGAACACCGUAGUAAGAUUUGCCAAACUCUCCACUCCAAGCUGUCGGUUUCACGAAAGAGAAAUGGCUGGGGUUAGCGUGUGGUAAAAUCAGAUAUCGCCCACCACCUGCUCGAUGCUUUGUUCCUGUGAACUCCCACUCUUCUCUAUUUAGCUCUAAUCAUGGCAUUGUUUUUCUUGAGGAGAAGCACCGCCUUUGCAUCCACGGUGAAUUCUCGUUUCCUUUCAGGGCCGUAUAGAUUUUGCACAACUAUCCUUGAUAAGGAGAACGAAGCGCCCAGACAUUCGGUACCAGCUACCAACCAUUCCAAUAGACUUCAUCUCUCUCCAUUACUCUCCGACAUCAAACCCGAUUCGGGUGGUUACGAUAUCGAGCUUGUGGACCAUGAUACUUGGCAAGUCUCGUCGAGUUUGGCACAAGCAUGGCGAGGAACGGAGGGGGCCUCGUUGGGAACAAUUUCUCAUGCGGAGGAAGUUGUUGAUGAGACGGUUGAUUAUAGUUCCUCACAAGUUGAGAGUGAUCCGGAUUUUGAUGACAUAGAUAAUAUGAGAAUUCGCGGCAAUCUAUUCUUCAAACUUGACCGGGACUCCAAGGAAUUUGAAGAGUACAGUUUUGAUUUUCAUCGGAGGAAAUCUUCAAAGAAAAAGGAUGAUAAAAAAGAAAGCAAAAAGUUGGACAAGACGGACAACAACCCAGCUCGUAGUUCGGCCUCUAGAUUUGAAAACCUUCCAAAGGUUUUGAAUAACAAAUUUUCUAUGUCUCAUGUUGCUGAUACGGACAGUCUUUGUGUUGGGAAGAAGAAGCUGAGAACUCCUACUUUUAAUCAGCUUACGGGUCCUUACCAUGAGCCCUUUUGCCUGGACAUUUACAUAUCCAAGGCUUCUGUUCGUGCCUGUGUUGUUCACCGCCUGACGAGUAAGGUUGUUGCUGUGGCGCAUUCCAUUUCUAAGGAUAUGAAGUUUGACCUGGCUUCGACAAGGAAUGCCACUGCUUGUGCUGCUGUGGGGGCAGUUCUGGCUCAGAGAACAUUGGCUGAUGAUAUUCACGAUGUGGUUUACACGCCAAGGAAGGGUGAGAGGUUGGAGGGGAAGCUUCAGAUUGUGCUUCAGUCUAUCAUUGAUAAUGGCGUUAAUGUGAAGGAGCUAUUAGAAAUUGAUGGGGUUCACUUCAUGCCAGUGCAGAGCAAUGGAAACAAAUUCCACACAAUUUAGGCAGCUAAAAAACAUAAAUAUUGUGCCGGGAAAUGAAUGCAUAUUUUACAAAGAAAACCUACUUCUUCCCUUUGCUGAGAAGACAAUGAGCUCAUGACAAUACUACUUCAGUUCACCUCUCUCUGCUAUGCAAUUAAACGCCUAUUGAGAGGUAUUAUUUAUCAGAUGGUUGUCACAUAUUUCAAUAGCAUGAGCAGUUUUUAUGAUCAGGAUUGUCCUGCAUCAUCUCUUUGUACAAUUAGUUGCUGUUGUUUGAUUAGUUCUUUGUAAUGUAUGAAUAAAAAUCAGAUAUUUUUCUUCC
Molecule: messenger RNA, 1722 nt
Organism: Corylus avellana
Lineage: Eukaryota; Viridiplantae; Streptophyta; Magnoliopsida; Fagales; Betulaceae
Source: RefSeq, a predicted model, not a curated record